Antrostomus carolinensis (chuck-will's-widow) is the source of this 2139-nucleotide messenger RNA. It is a transcript of the gene HHIPL1, whose product is annotated as HHIP like 1. The annotation marks the transcript as partial. The transcript has 8 exons. Lineage: Eukaryota; Metazoa; Chordata; Aves; Caprimulgiformes; Caprimulgidae. The record is from RefSeq and is a predicted model, not a curated record. Gene Ontology annotation, cellular component: membrane.
GAAUGUUCUCCAUAUGCAGCUCACUUGUAUGAUGCUGAGGAUCCCUCCACCCCCAUGCGGACGAUACCAGGACUUUGCCAGGACUAUUGCCGGCAAGUGUGGCAAAAAUGCCGCUCCAUUUUUCGCCAUCUCUCUGCAGACCAGGAGUUAAUUGCACUGGAGAACAACAUGGCAAAAUUCUGCCGCUACCUGUCCUUGGAGGACACAGACUACUGCUUUCCACACCUUCUGGAGAACCAGCACCUUAACCAAAACCUGGGGUUGGUGACCGCCGACGCCGAGGGCUGUCUCCAGCUCUGCCUCGUGGAGGUCGCCAACGGGCUGCGCAAUCCCGUUGCGAUGGUGCACGCCAACGAUGGCACCCACAGGUUCUUCAUUGCGGAGCAGGUUGGCCUGGUGUGGACCUACCUCCCCGACCGUUCCAGGCUGGAAAAGCCAUUUCUGAACAUCAGCGAAGCUGUACUUACCUCACCUUGGGAAGGAGACGAGAGGGGUUUUCUAGGUAUUGUCUUCCAUCCUAAAUUCAAAUUUAAUGGUAAAGUUUAUGUCUACUAUUCAAUUGAAGUUCAUUAUGAAGAGAGAAUCCGAAUCAGUGAGUUCAGAAUUUCUCCUGCUGACAUGAAUGCUUUGGACCAUGGUUCUGAAAGGAUAAUCCUGGAAAUAGAAGAACCUGCUUCCAACCAUAAUGGAGGAGAGCUGCUCUUUGGAGAUGACGGGUAUCUCUAUAUAUUUACCGGUGACGGUGGCAUGGCUGGGGAUCCUUUUGGGACCUUUGGAAAUGCCCAGAACAAAUCAACCCUGCUGGGCAAAGUGCUGCGGAUUGAUGUGAACAACAACGACCGUGGGCCUCUGUACCGAAUCCCUCCCGACAACCCUUUCCUCAACGACCCCGAGGCUCGCCCCGAAGUCUACGCCUACGGAGUGAGAAAUAUGUGGCGCUGCUCUUUCGACAGGGGCGAACCUCAAACCAAGGAAGGGAAAGGGCGGCUCUUCUGUGGAGAUGUGGGGCAGAAUAAAUACGAAGAAAUCGACAUUGUUGAGAAAGGGAAAAACUAUGGCUGGAGGGCGAGGGAAGGCUUCAGCUGUUAUGAUAAAAAACUUUGCACCAAUUCUUCAAUGGAUGAUGUGCUUCCAAUUUAUGCAUAUCCACACAAAAUGGGGAAAUCUGUUACGGGAGGCUACGUCUAUCGGGGCUGUGAGUCUCCAAACUUGAAUGGCCUGUACAUAUUUGGUGAUUUUAUGAGUGGGCGCCUGAUGUCUUUGAAGGAGGAUCAUGCUACUGGAGAAUGGCAGUACAGUGAGAUCUGCAUGGGGACAGGACAAACAUGCAUGUUCCCUGGACUUAUCAAUAACUAUUACCAAUACAUCAUCUCCUUUGCUGAAGAUGAAGCAGGGGAACUUUACUUCAUGUCUACUGGCAUACCAAGUGCCACAGCUCCCCAUGGAGUGGUGUACAAAGUGGUGGAUGCCUCCAGGAGAGCACCACCAGGAAAAUGCCGAGUGGAGCCAUUGCCAGUGAAAGUAAAAAGCAAGCUCAUCCAGUUCGUGCCAAAGGAGCAGCUUAUUGUGAAAACAACAACGCCACGUCCCCGUUUGAAGACCACGACUGAGGCCCCACGCAGAGGCAGGACAGUCCCUGAGAGUCCUCACAUGCCGGCUGUGGACUGGGGUGGCCAAGCCCCACCAGCACCAGGGAACCGAAGCAGGACACCCACCACCCCAGCACCGCGCGGCCGGGCCCCCAAGCCCAGGAAAGGCGGAGAGAGGAGGAAGCAGCGCAGGAAGAAGAAACCCCCCAGCACAGCCCCGCCGCUGCGGAAUGGGGCCGUGCGGCUGAUGGAGCAGCAGGGCCACGGCCAGAGCCAGGGCCGGGUGGAGGUUUACAUCGACGGCGAGUGGGGCACGGUGUGCGACGAUGGCUGGUGCCGCCAGCUGGGCUUCCCCUUUGUGGUGCGAGCCAGCAAGAAGGCAGAAUUUGGGGAAGGGACCUCCCUUCGCAUCCUCCUGGACGAUGUCCAGUGCUUCGGGCAGGAGAAGACACUGCUGGAGUGUGCCCAUGCUGACAUUGGCACACACAACUGCUCCCAUGAGGAGGACGCUGGUGUGGUGUGCAGCCGGGAGGAGGUGGCAGAGUGGUGA